CCCUUCAUGUUCUUCUAAAGCUCUCAACCAGCAUCGCAUUGACCCGAACUACCUUGUCACCACACUUACCGAAUCUAAGCAAUCUUUUUAUCGGUUGUACAAAAUCUCCUAAAAACAACUAGGAUAUUACAAAAGGCUUCAACAAUCAUGUCUCUUCCAUCAACUUUCCAGGGCGCUGAAGUGCCUGAGCCAAAAGCCCAGCUAGCCAUUGCACAACGCAGCCUAUCUGAUUUGAAACCCAAUGAAGUGGGUAUCAAGAUCACUGCCACAGCCAUCAACCCCGUCGACUACAAGAUACGCGAUUACGCUGUUUUCAUCCAGAAAUACCCUGCAGUCCUCGGUUCCGAUGCAGCAGGUGUAGUAGCCGCUGUCGGUUCUGAAGUCAAAGACUUGCAGAUCGGCGAGCGUGUGUUCUUCCAAGGUAUCAUUGGAAACUACGAAUCAUCAACAUUCCAGCAGUAUUGCAAGAUGCCUGCUGAGCUAUUGUCGAAGACACCCGACAACAUCAGCGAUGAGGAGGCCGCAGGUAUCAUGCUAACAACCGUAGCUGUCACGACUGCCUUUUACGCCAAAUCAGGGCACGGCAUGACACCACCGUGGCAGGAAGGAGGUCGAAAUGUUGGAAAGGGAAAAUCCAUGAUCAUCAUCGGCGGAGCGUCUUCUGUGGGACAAUAUGCCAUUCAACUGGCUCGUCUAUCAGGCUUCGAGCGGAUCGUCACAAAUGCCAGUUCCAGCAACCACGAGUUUCUCAAAAAGAUUGGCGCCCAUGUCGUUUUGGAUCGUUCCGAGUCCACUCCGGAUGCGCUUUUCGAAGCAGCAGGAGGACUCCCCUUCGACUUUAUCUUCGAUGCAAUUUCCGGUCCCUCCACACAGAAGCUUGCGAUACAAGUUCUCCAGAAAGCAAAGGUGUCUGGAAGCCAUGUAGUCGUUGUUCAAUCCCCCGACCCUGAAGCCAAGGAACUGGGUCAAAGUGGAGAGCCUCGCAUUGAAAUCAAGCCUGUUAUGGGGUUGGGAAGUUCCCCAGACCUACGACAUUUGAGUGAGCCUCUUGCCAAAUCUCUGGGCGGACCCGAUGGGUACAUCGCGAAGGGGCUGUUUACGCCGAACCGGCCGCAUGUGGUUUCUGGAGGGCUUGCCGGACUCGAGGAGGCUUUUUCUUUGAGCAAGAGCGGAGUAUCUGGUAAAAAGCUUGUCAUUCGUCCCCAUGAAACGAAGUGAGUUAGGUUAGUCUGCUUAACAGUUGUUUGAAUGUAACCAUCUAUGUAACAAUAUCCAAUCCCAAAAAAAAUGUAUCAUAUUAGCAAGAACGCACACGCAUGAUUGAAAAAGAGAAUUCAAAGAGUAAGGCUUGUAUUUAUACCAACUACCACAUUUGUAUCCGCUUGCAAUCCGUAGCAACAAGCGGAGCAGAGCUGGGCAACCGCACCAUUUAUGUGAUUGCAAUGUUUCUAUAUACAUGAGGUAAUGGGCU
This is a messenger RNA of Bipolaris sorokiniana ND90Pr, 1471 nucleotides long. RefSeq lists its product as uncharacterized. The coding region runs from base 148 to 1218 and encodes 356 amino acids. The transcript has a single exon. Lineage: Eukaryota; Fungi; Ascomycota; Dothideomycetes; Pleosporales; Pleosporaceae. Gene Ontology annotation, molecular function: oxidoreductase activity, acting on NAD(P)H. The record is from RefSeq and is a predicted model, not a curated record.